Messenger RNA from Colletotrichum phormii, 2556 nucleotides. RefSeq names its product WD40-repeat-containing domain protein. The transcript is spliced from 2 exons. Bases 279 to 2435 code for a protein of 718 amino acids. Gene Ontology annotation, cellular component: U4/U6 x U5 tri-snRNP complex. The record is from RefSeq and is a predicted model, not a curated record. Gene Ontology annotation, molecular function: U4 snRNA binding; protein binding; U6 snRNA binding. Gene Ontology annotation, biological process: mRNA splicing, via spliceosome. Lineage: Eukaryota; Fungi; Ascomycota; Sordariomycetes; Glomerellales; Glomerellaceae.
UGACAGGAUGUUACUGAAUGUACUUGGGAUUAUUUGUAAGCUCGAUGAAGAUGUCGAGGGGAGUAGAAGACUGCCCGUUCUUCUUCUCGGAAGCUUGCUCGUCUCAACUUUCUUCAUCACAUACCUUAGCUCUCCCACAAACUCUGCCUAGGCUAUUUAUACUUUACAUCUCAAGAGAAAGCAAAAGCUGCACCAUACAAAGACAUUUCAACACCGCAAAACCCUCUAUCCGUCGUACAAACCUACAUUGAACAAGACACAGCACACACAUCUCAACAAUGGCAUCCCAACCAACACCCAGCGACCUCCGCCGCCCCCACCGCUUCAUCACAGACCACGACCCCUCAGGCAAAGCAAUCUUCAACACCGCCGUCGACACCGAAAUCCCACAACAAACCGUCGGCGGCGGCGCCAAAUUCUACCUAGGCUACACCACAGAACAAACCCCCGUCUCCCUGACGGCCAACGCAGACGUGACAGCCUACGCCCAGCGCCUGGCCAACCCGCCGGGAAUCGUGAUCCCCGGCGGCAGCGUCGUGCGCAUCGUCGACAUGGCGCCCGGUUCGCUGAGUCCCAUGCACCGGACCGUCAGCCUCGAUUACGGGGUGGUGCUCGAGGGCGAGAUCGAUUUGGUGCUGGAUUCGGGCGAGACGAGGAGGAUGCGGAGGGGGGACGUGAGUGUGCAGAGGGGUACGAUGCACGCUUGGAAGAAUGUGAGCGAGACGGAGUGGGGGAGGAUGUUGCACCCAUUGGAGCUCAACACACCUCUCCGCGAGCUCCAAAUCCCUCGAUCAAAUCCUCCGAACCACCACCCUCUCUAUAGGCGACUUUGCAACAACUCUGACAUUCCCGGGCCGAAAGCCCUCCCGCUGCCCAAGAUGAUGCACCCUUCGCGACAAGCCUACGUCGAGGAGGCGAUGGAUGAGGACAGAGGCAUUGCGCUGGAGGACAUCCCCGUCGACCACGACUACGAGAUCCCCUCAGCCUUCGCCGGUGCCGCGCCCGAAAAGACGUCCGCCGUCCUGGCGCAGAUGGAGAGGAAGAAGCUGGCGGCGAGCAUCGCGGUGCCUACGGACGACAACCGGGUGCGCACGAAGCUCAGGGAGAUGGGCGAGCCGGUCACGCUCUUUGGCGAGGGCAAGCCCGAACGCAGAGACCGCCUGCGGAACCUGUUGGUCAUUCAGCAGGAAAUGGCGGGCAUCGAGAACGGCGACAUUACCAUGGAGGACGCCGAGGACGAGGACAAGGACGAGGACGAGCAGGACGAGGAGUUUUACACACCCGGCGGCCAGGCCCUGUUGCAGGCGCGCAUUGAUAUCGCAAAGUAUUCCCUGCCGAGGGCGCGGAGGCGAGUGCAGUUUCAAAAGGCCGAGUCUACGAUCCCCUUGCGCACGCACGUCAAAUUCCGGAAACAGAUCAAGGAGAAGCUGGAGGGUUUCGAGCUUCAGGGCAGUCAGACGGCCGGUGACAGACACGUCAGCAUGACGAGGUUAUCACCAAACGGAGAGGUCGUUGCCGCGGGGAACUGGGGUGGAGGGCUCAAGCUCAUCGAGAUCCCGAGCAUGGAGGCCAAGAUGAACCUCCGAGGACACACACAGAAGAUUAGCGGUAUCUCAUGGUACCCAGGGUCCACGCUACCCGAGGGCAACGUAUCACCCGACACGGUGAACCUUGCGUCCGGCGGAGCUGAGGGCUUGGUCCACCUGUGGUCUUUGAACAAAGAUACCCCCCUUUCGACCCUGACGGGCCACGGCGGCAGGGUAUCCCGCGUCGAGUUCCACCCUUCCGGCCGGUAUCUCGCAUCGGCCUCAGACGACACGACAUGGAGGCUCUGGGACGUGGAAACGACGGCAGAGCUGCUGCUGCAAGAGGGCCACUCCAGGGGCGUGUACACGGUCAGCUUCAACGCCGACGGGUCCCUCCUGGCCAGCGCGGGCCUGGACAGCAUCGGCCGCAUCUGGGAUCUGCGGUCCGGCAGGACGGUCAUGAUCCUCGACGAGCACAUCCAGCCCAUCUACGCGCUCGACUGGGGCUCCGACGGCCACAGGGUGCUCUCGGGAUCGGCCGACGGCUGGGUGAAGUGCUGGGACGUGCGCAAGGUGCAGCGGACGGCGAACCUCGGCGCGCACGCCAAGGCCGUCUCGGACGUGCGGUGGUUCCGGGGCCUGGACGACCCCAUUGACGGCCACCCGCCCGGCGCCGACGAAAAGGGCGCGCAGCAGCCCAAGAAGGCGGGGACGUUUUUCGUUUCUGGCGGGUUCGACGCAAAGAUUAAAAUCUUCUCGGCCGAUAACUGGGGCUUGGUGCAGACGCUCAGCGGGCACUCUGGGCCGGUUGCCAGUGUUGAUGUGAGCAGGGACGGCAAGUGGAUCGUUAGUGGUGGUCAUGACCGGACGGUCAAGCUCUGGGGCCGGAAUGAUGGCGAGGGAGUGUAAGGGAGAUGUUUUGGUUUUAGAAGACGGAGGGAGAUACCGACUCCUGUAGAACAAUAAGAUACCCCCUUCAAAGUUCAGUCACUCGCGACGACCCUUCGCUGCCUGCCAAGUGGGUGGUGAC